Messenger RNA from Malassezia pachydermatis, 1326 nucleotides. Its product is annotated as dihydrolipoamide succinyltransferase. Gene Ontology annotation, molecular function: dihydrolipoyllysine-residue succinyltransferase activity. Gene Ontology annotation, cellular component: oxoglutarate dehydrogenase complex. Bases 1 to 1326 code for a protein of 441 amino acids. The record is from RefSeq and is a predicted model, not a curated record. The transcript has a single exon. NCBI's taxonomy places the organism in Eukaryota, Fungi, Basidiomycota, Malasseziomycetes, Malasseziales, Malasseziaceae. Gene Ontology annotation, biological process: tricarboxylic acid cycle.
AUGCUGUCUCUUGCUGCUUCCUUGUCAGCCCGCUUGGUGGCGCGCAGUGCGCCGGCCUACACGGCCGCUUUGACCAUGUCAGCCCGCCGUAACUUCUCGAUGACUACUCGCGCUCUUGGCGUGAUCAAGGUGCCUGAGAUGGCCGAGUCGAUUACCGAGGGUACGCUCAAGGAGUGGCACAAGAAGGUGGGUGACUACAUCAACGCCGAUGAGGAGGUUGCUACGAUUGAGACCGACAAGAUCGAUGUUGCUGUGAACUCGCCUGAAGCUGGUGUCCUAGCGGAGGUGUUUGCCCAGGAGGAGGACACGGUCGAGGUUGGCAAGGACCUCUUCAAGAUCGAGCCUGGUGAGCCGCCAAAGGACGAUGGCAAGAAGUCGGACUCUCCGAAGGAGGAGUCCAAGGAGGACGACUCGAAGAAGGAGGAGCCCAAGAAGGAUGACUCGAAGAAGGAGGAGCCCAAGAAGGAUGAGUCGAAGAAGGAGGAGCCUAAGAAGGACGACUCGAAGAAGGAGGAGCCUCGGGAGGCGCCUAAGAAGGAAGAGCCAAAGAAGUCGGAGCCCAAGAAGUCGGAGCCCAAGAAGGAGGCUAAGAACGACCAGCCCAAGCCUGCGGCUGGUUCACGUAACGAGAACCGUGUGAAGAUGAACCGCAUGCGCAAGCGCAUUGCGGAGCGUCUCAAGGAGUCGCAGAACACGGCUGCGUCGCUCACGACGUUUAACGAGAUCGAUAUGACCAACCUGAUGGAGUUCCGUAAGCGCCACAAGGACCGUAUCCUGAAGGAGCGUGGUACGAAGAUUGGCUUUAUGGGUGCCUUUACCAAGGCGUGUGCCAUGGCCAUGAAGGAUAUCCCGGCCGCCAACGCGAGCAUUGAGGGCGAGGGUCUGGGUGACACCAUUGUCUACCGCGACUAUGUCGAUGUGGGUGUGGCUGUGAGCACGGAAAAGGGUCUCGUGACGCCUGUCGUGCGCAACGCCGAGUCGCUGAGCAUUUUGGAGAUCGAGGACGAGAUCCAUGCGCUUGGUCUCAAGGCGCGUGACAACAAGCUCUCGCUGGAAGAGAUGACCGGUAGCACCUUCACGAUCUCCAAUGGUGGUGUGUUUGGCUCGCUCUUCGGUACGCCGAUCCUCAACCUGCCUGGCUCGGCCAUCCUCGGUAUGCACGCUGUGAAGCAACAGCCGUACGUUGUGGACGGCAAGAUUGAGAUCCGCCCGAUCAUGGUCGUGGCGCUGACGUACGACCACCGUCUGCUCGACGGUCGUGAGGCUGUGACGUUCCUGGUCAAGCUUAAGCAGUACAUUGAGGACAUGCCUAGCAUGCUCUUGUAA